Molecule: messenger RNA, 3095 nt
Organism: Sardina pilchardus (European sardine)
Lineage: Eukaryota; Metazoa; Chordata; Actinopteri; Clupeiformes; Clupeidae
Product: protein NLRC3-like
Exons: 7
Coding region: 66-3095 (1009 amino acids)
Biological process (GO): innate immune response; inflammatory response; regulation of apoptotic process
Molecular function (GO): protein binding
Source: RefSeq, a predicted model, not a curated record
UAGAAAGCAAGGAUUAAAAGGAGAAGAAAAAGUUCGUUUUGCAAAGAAGUUGUUGCAGGGUGAGGAUGGUGAGUAUGAAGAGAUCAUCUGUACUGCCCGAUAUCGCAUCAGAUAUGGUGUCAGGUGUUCAGUUUGUGAAUGAGCACCGUGCAGAGCUCAUUCAGAAGGUCACCAGUGUUAUGCCCCUGGCUGACAAACUGCGUUCCGACGGCAUGCUACAUGACGAACUCUAUAGUGAGGUCAUGGCAGCAGGCAUCACCAGACAGAUGAAAAUGAGACUCAUUUUUGAAGCUGUGUCUGGAGUGGACCUAAAGAAGUAUCGUCUAUACCAGAGGCUGCAAGAGUUUGAACCACUGCUGAUGAAAGAACUGGUAUUCAGAACAUGCUCCAGUGGAGGUCUUCAAGCAGUAAUAGAUGGCAUCAAGUCCUUUACACUGAACCGCAGAGUAUUUGAAGGCACGAAAAGGACAGAAGCUGCAGAGCUUGAUGAAUUCUACACAGAGAUUCAUAUAAUAGGAAGAGAUUUUUCGCAAGUCAAUAACAACCAUGAGAUUUGGCAAGUUGAAACAGCACACAUGUCAAACACCUCAGAAGGGACUGUGAUAAAAUACCAUGAAAUAUUCAAACCUGGAGUUGGAGGCAAGAAAUGUGCUAAAAAUGUGUUGACAAAGGGAAUUGCUGGCAUCGGGAAGACCAUCACAGUGAAGAAAUAUCUACAUGAUUGGGCUGAAGGAAGAAACAAAGAUGACAUUGACUUUGACAUUGUUUUUUUGUUUCUUUUCCGAGAUUUGAAGAAAUACUCACAAGAAUAUGGGGUCUGCAGUCUAUUUGAACUUUUCUGUUUCUUCUACCCUGACCUUAAGAAAGUGGAUAGUGCAAGUAUAUUUGACGGCAAGCUCUUGCUCAUCUUUGAUGGUCUGGAUGAAAGUGACUUUCCACUGGCUGCCACUAACCCUAUCGUAACUGAUGUGAAGAAAGCAGCUUCGUUGGAUGUGCUUCUCACAAGUCUCAUGAGAGGAAAGCUGCUGCCGUCAGCCUGUCUGUGGAUAACCACUCGCCCUGCAGCUGCUGCUCAACUCCCAGAGGAGAUACUGACCGAUGGAUACGUCACACAGAUACAAGGUUUCAAUGAGCAGCAGAAGAUGAAGUAUUUCAGGAAGCAAGUACAGGAUGAGAAUGAGGCUAGACAAAUCAUAUCGUACCUCAAAGCCACCAGAAGCCUCUAUAUCAUGUGCCAUGUGCCACUUUUCUGCUGGAUGUCAGCUCGUGUACUUACAAGCAGUCAAAGUGGAGAUAAACGUGACGUAAUGCCUAAAAGUCUUACUGAAAUGUACAUCCACUAUCUCCUCACUCUAACAGGUUUCAGCUACAAAAAAUAUCAAAGAAAUGUACUGGUUCAAUCAGCACAAGGUAUUGUCCUGAAACUAGGAAAGCUAGCGUUUCAGUACUUGGAGAAGCAGAAAAUGUACUUUGAUGAAAAUGAUUUUAAAAACUGUGAAAUUGACGUCAGUGAUGCGUUGACACUCCCAGGUCUUUGUGCAGAGCUUUUGAAAAUGGAACACGGGCUGUAUACCAAAAAGUCUUACUGCUUCAUACAUUUAAGUUUUCAGGAAUUUCUUGCAGCUUUGUAUGCUUUUCAUGAAUUUUCAGUCAACAACCAUAAUGCACUGAUAUACUUUAAACCAAAGAAUGGAAAGUUCAGCAUUUUGUCUGACUUUUUGAAUGGGGUUAUUGACAAGGCCAUUAAUAAUGACAAAGGACAUCUAGAUCUUUUUACACGAUUUCUUUGUGGCAUCUCACUUGACUCCAGUAAAGAUCUUUUAAAGGGUUUUCUUCCUGACCAGAGAAGUAACAAAGAUUGCCUCAACAAAAUUGUCAAACACAUCAAAGCACUGAGAAGAAAGGGUCUUUGCCCAAACAGGUGCAUGAACCUCGUCUAUUGUCUGGUUGAGCUUCAUGACAAGUCCUUUCUGGAGGAACUGGAACAUCACAAGACCGGUCUCGCAAAAAAGCCUCUCAGUCCGUUCCAGUGCUCAGCUCUGGCGCACCAGUUAGUCACAUCAGAGGAAUACCUGCCUGAACUUGACUUGAAGCUGUACAGAAUAACUGAUGAGGACUGCCUCCGCAGACUCACUCCAGCUAUCCCAUUCUUCCAAAGAGUGCACUUAAACUGCAUUGGCAUCACUAAAAAGUUCUCUCCGACAUUGGCUUUAGCACUUUGCAUGCCAAAUGCACAUUUGAAAGAACUGGACCUGAGCCAUAACAAUUUACAAUCUGGAAUGAUGUGUCUCUCACGAGGUCUGUGCAGUCCAAACUGCAAAAUUGAGAAGCUGAACCUCAGUCACAACAGACUGAACUACCAGGAUGUGGUGGCAAUUCGAGAUGUCCUCAUGAGUCCACACUCCAGACUCAAGGAUCUGGACCUCAGCAACAAUGAUUUUCAAAGAUCUGAUGUGGAUGCACUCUGUGUUGGGUUGCGUCAUAGUCGUCUGAGUGUCCUCAGUAUGGACCACGCAGGAGAGUGCAGAGAAAAACCAUGGCUUCACAAAUAUGAUGUUGAUCUGACGUUCGAUCCAGAAACAGCAAAUGGGUACCUUCUUGUGAAAACCAAGGUGGUAAAGGGUCAAGCUAAGAAAGAAUCAUAUCCUGAUCAUCCGAAUAGGUUUGACCAGAACAAUCAAAUUUUGUGCAGAGAAGGCCUAACAGAACGGCAUUACUGGGAGGUAGUGAAAACUGAUGGCCCUGAUGUGCAUGUUGGUGUGGCGUACGGGUCCAUCGUAAGAAAAGGAACGGGUAAAGGGGUACUGCUGGGGCAGAACAGUGACUCCUGGAAUUUCUUUUGGUCCGAUGAGGAAAAGAAGAGUAAGGUUCGUCACAAUAACAUUAGUGAGCCCAUUUCUGUCUUGCCCUCAUGGAAGAUUGGAGUAUUUCUGGACUGGCCCGCUGGCACUCUAUCCUUUUACAGAAUUGCAGGAGUCAUGAAGGAAUUGGAAGAGCCAGAACAUCUGUACACAUUUCACACUACUUUCAAAGAGCCUGUUUACCCGGCUUUCAGGAUCCAAAGUCCAGACACAGCUGUAAUUUUGACUCUCUGA